Messenger RNA from Triticum dicoccoides, 1536 nucleotides. RefSeq names its product protease Do-like 1, chloroplastic. Bases 16 to 1296 code for a protein of 426 amino acids. The transcript is spliced from 8 exons. Gene Ontology annotation, molecular function: serine-type endopeptidase activity; protein binding. Gene Ontology annotation, biological process: proteolysis. Lineage: Eukaryota; Viridiplantae; Streptophyta; Magnoliopsida; Poales; Poaceae. The record is from RefSeq and is a predicted model, not a curated record.
UCCCCCCACUCCCAAAUGGCCGCCGCCUGCUUCCUCUCCGCCCCCUCCCCGCUCGCCCGCCCGCCGCCGCGCCCGCGCCAUUCCCUCAGGCACAUCGCGCGCGCCGCGGCCAACAGGCCGCCCGCCGGCCCCCUCGCGCUCCCGGCCUCGUUGCGGAGGCCGCUGCGCGACCUCGUGGUGGGCCCCGUCGCCGAGGCCGCGCGGCGGGCGCUGGCGGCCGCCGCGGGGCCCCUGGUAGUCGCGCUCGCCUCCGCCGCGCUGCUCCUCGGGGACGCCGGGGCCGCGUCCGCGUUCGUCGUCGCCACGCCGCGGAAGCUGCAGGCCGACGAGCUCGCCACCGUGCGCCUCUUCAAGGACAACACCCCCUCCGUCGUCUACAUCACCAACCUCGCCGUCAGGCAGGACGCCUUCACGCUGGACGUGCUCGAGGUGCCGCAGGGCUCCGGCUCCGGCUUCGUCUGGGACAAGCUCGGCCACAUCGUCACCAAUUUCCAUGUCAUCCGUGGCGCCUCGGACCUCAGGGUCACGCUUGCUGAUCAGUCGGUGUAUGAAGCGCAAGUUGUCGGAUUUGACCAGGACAAGGAUGUUGCUGUUUUGAGUAUCGAAGCACCAAAGGAUAAACUAAGACCUUUACCAGUUGGUGUGUCAGCAGACCUACUGGUUGGUCAGAAAGUUUAUGCCAUAGGAAACCCUUUUGGCCUUGACCACACUCUUACAACAGGUGUUAUCAGUGGAUUGCGGAGAGAAAUUAGUUCAGCUGCAACUGGACGUCCUAUACAGGAUGUAAUACAGACUGAUGCUGCUAUCAACCCUGGUAACAGCGGGGGCCCACUUCUUGAUAGUUCUGGAAACCUGAUAGGUGUAAAUACUGCUAUAUACUCACCUUCAGGAGCAUCAUCUGGGGUUGGCUUCUCCAUUCCAGUUGAUACAGUUGGUGGUAUCGUGGAUCAGCUUAUACAAUUUGGGAAAGUGACAAGACCUAUUUUGGGGAUAAAAUUUGCCCCUGACCAAUCUGUGGAGCAGCUUGGAUUGAGUGGAGUGCUUGUCUUGGAUGCUCCCCCAAACGGACCAGCUGGCAAAGCGGGUCUGCAAUCAACGAAACGGGAUGCCUACGGACGACUUAUCCUCGGGGACAUAAUUACUUCUGUUAAUGGUACUAAGGUUGCGAAUGGAAGCGACCUGUACCGUAUCUUGGAUCAGUGCAAAGUCGGAGAGACGGUGACCGUGGAAGUAUUGCGCGGAGAUAAGAAGGAGAAGAUCGCUGUGGUCCUUGAACCAAAGCUCGACGAAACAUAGUGAGCGGUGUCCUUCUCGGGUGUAUUCUCACGUAGGUACAAGGUAUUAGCAUGUUGGCCUACCACGGAGCUCCUUGUACAUAAUUGAUGUUUGUAAAUUGUCUGGUGUAAAAAGAAUGAAAAGAAAAAUAUCAAUUUGGUUCAUUGCUCAUGCCUUAUGUGCACUGUUCCAGUACAUGAUCUAUCUGCUUACGUAUGCUACUAGUCUAUAUACCUAUACCAAUAUAUAGUGUGACAAUAA